AUGGCCAAGGAGGGCGAGGAGCAGGCCGUCGCGGCCGACAACGACGCGUCCGACGAGGCGGCGGCGGAGGACAACAAGAACAAGGAUCACAACGACAAGGACAAGAGGAAGGACCAGGAGAACAAGGACAGCAAGGACAAGGGGAAGAAGCCGCCGCCGCCGCUCCCCGUGGUGACGGCGGUGCUCAAGGUCGACAUGCACUGCGACGGCUGCGCCAAGCGCAUCCGCGGCUCCGUCCACCGCUACCCAGGCAAGGCUGAAGCCGCGCCCUUUCCUCUCCCUCCGUCUCUCCGUCUCUCUCUUUCCGAACCAGGUGAUGCUGAUCAUCGGUGCCGCCUGCCAGGUGUGGAGGGCGUGGCGAUGGAGGUGGACAAGGGCACCAUGACGGUGGUGGGCCGCUUCGACGCCAAGAAGCUGCGGAACCGUGUCGCCAAGAAGACCAGGAAGAAGGUCGACCUCGUCGGCAACAACAAUGCCGGCAACAAGGGCGGUGGGGGGAACAACAAAGGAGGAGGCGGCGGCGGCAGCAACCAGCAGAAGGGCGCCAGCGAAGAGGACGGCAAGCCGGAGAAAGAGCACGACGGCGAGAAGGAAGACAAGGGAAAGGGCAAGGAUGAUCACCAGGAGGAGCAUAAGGGGAAGGACAACAAGGGCGGCGGCGGCGGUGGCAAUGGUGGGGGAGGGAAGGGAAAGGGCGGCGGCAAGGACAACAAGAAGCCCACGGUGCAACUGCUGCCAUGCAUGAGAAUGCGGAUGCCGUACUAG
This is a messenger RNA of Panicum hallii, 765 nucleotides long. RefSeq names its product heavy metal-associated isoprenylated plant protein 34-like. The transcript has 3 exons. Gene Ontology annotation, molecular function: metal ion binding. NCBI's taxonomy places the organism in Eukaryota, Viridiplantae, Streptophyta, Magnoliopsida, Poales, Poaceae. The coding region runs from base 1 to 765 and encodes 254 amino acids. The record is from RefSeq and is a predicted model, not a curated record.